AUGGCCGCCUUCGUGCCCUCGGCGGCCGCGGCCAGCCCGGCGGCGCAGCCGCUGCGGGCGGUGCCCCUCGGCUCGGCGGCGCCCGCGGCGGCCGCGCCCGCCCGCGCCGGCCCGAUGGCCGCCUUCGUGCCCUCGGCGGCCGCGGCCAGCCCGGCGGCGCAGCCGCUGCGGGCGGUGCCCCUCGGCUCGGCGGCGCCCGCGGCGGCCGCCGGCGCCCGCGCGCCGGGCGGCGGCGCGCGGACCUCGGGGGGCAAGGCGAGGGGGGGGAUGUCGGCGGUCGGCGUGACGGCGCCCCUGGGCUACUUCGAUCCGCUGGGGUUCUGCCAGGUCGGCGACUACGCAGGCUUCCACAAGCUCCGCAGCUCCGAGCUGAAGCACGGGCGCGUCGCCAUGAUGGCCGCCUUCGGGACCGCUUUCCAGCACUUCGUGAAGCUCCCGGGCUUCGAGCAGACCCCUGCAGGGCUCGGGGCGCUCACCGACCCUACGGGUGUGCUCGGGUUCACCUGCCUCAUCCUCCCCAUCGCCGCGUUCACGGAGAGCGUGUACUGGAAGGAUGACGACCUGUCCAAGGAGCCCGGCAACUUUGGGGACCCGGGAGACUGGGCGGGGCUCUUCGGCGCCUUCGGCGGCGGCUACAGCGACGAGAUUCGGAACAAGGAGCUCAACAACGGCCGCAUGGGAAUGAUUUCGGUCAUGGGAAUCCUGCUGGCGGAGAUUGCCACCGGCAAGGACGGCAUCCAGCAGUUCGGCCUCUGA
Messenger RNA from Prorocentrum cordatum, 756 nucleotides. Lineage: Eukaryota; Dinophyceae; Prorocentrales; Prorocentraceae. The record is from the annotation of a GenBank genome assembly.